UCACUCGUAGCUUUUCCCACUCUCUCUUUACAGCUCAAACAUUUACCGGCAGAAAAAAUGACAGACGGUCACCUCUUCAACAACAUCUCUCUCGGCGGCCGCGGCGGCACUAACCCUGGGCAGCUUAAGAUACAUUCAGGAGGGAUUCUGUGGAAGAAACAGGGAGGUGGUAAAGCAGUUGAAGUUGAUAAAGCUGAUAUUGCAGGACUAACAUGGAUGAAGGUACCAAGGACAAACCAACUUGGUAUUCGUAUUAGAGAUGGACUGUUCUACAAAUUCACUGGAUUUCGAGACCAGGACCAUGCAAACCUGAGCAAUUUUUUCCAAAGCAAUUGUGGAAUAACACUAGAAGAGAAGCAGCUUUCAAUCAGUGGUCGUAACUGGGGAGAUAUUGAUUUGAAUGGAAAUAUGCUUACCUAUUUGGUUGGUUCAAAGCAAGCAUUUGAAGUGUCUUUAGCUGAUGUCUCACAGACACAAAUGCAAGGAAAAAAUGAUGUCAUUUUGGAGUUUCAUGUGGAUGAUACAACCGGAGCUAAUGAGAAAGAUUCAUUGAUGGAGAUAAGUUUUCAUAUACCUAGUCACAACACCCAAUUUGUUGGUGAUGAAAAUCGCCCUCCUGCACAGGUUUUCCGAGAUAAAAUAACUUCAAUGGCUGAUGUCAAUCCUGGCGGUGAAGAAGCUGUUGUUACAUUUGAUGGUGUUGCAAUUCUGACACCCAGGGGCCGUUACAGUGUCGAACUUCACCUAUCAUUCUUGCGGCUCCAAGGACAGGCCAAUGAUUUCAAAAUUCAGUACAGCAGUGUUGUUCGCCUCUUUUUGCUUCCAAAGUCUAAUCAGCCACAUACCUUUGUUAUUGUUACACUUGAUCCACCCAUUCGUAAGGGGCAGACGUUGUAUCCACACAUUGUCUUACAGUUUGACACCGACUCUGUUGUCCAGAGCAAUUUGACAAUGAACGAAGAUCUUUUGAGCACAAAGUACAAGGACAAAUUAGAACUAUCCUAUAAAGGACUCAUCCAUGAAGUGUUCACAUCAAUAUUGCGUGGCUUAUCUGGUGCUAAAGUAACUAAACCAGGAAAAUUCCGUAGCUCGCAAGACGGCUAUGCUGUGAAGUCUUCACUGAAAGCUGAAGAUGGCCUCUUAUAUCCUCUUGAGAAAAGCUUAUUCUUCUUACCCAAACCUCCAACCCUCAUUCUUCAUGAGGAGAUUGAUUUCGUUGAAUUCCAGAGGCAUCAAGCUGGUGGCGCAAAUAUGCAUUAUUUUGAUCUUCUUAUAAGACUUAAAACGGAGCAAGAGCAUCUGUUUCGCAAUAUUCAGAGAAAUGAAUAUCACAAUCUUUUUGAUUUCAUCAGUGGCAAGGGUCUCAAAAUUAUGAACCUGGGUGAUAUGCAAGCCACCAAUGGAGUUGCGGCUGUUUUGCAGAAUGACGAUGAUGAUGCUGUUGACCCACAUCUUGAGCGCAUUAAGAAUGAAGCUGGAGAUGAGAGUGAUGAAGAGGACUCAGAUUUUGUUGCCGACAAAGAUGAUUCAGGGUCUCCUACUGAUGAUUCUGGGGAAGGAGAAUCUGAUGGUAGCGUAAGUGGAGAUGAAACAGAGAAACCUGUGAAAAAGGAAUCGGCAAAGGAGCCAUCAUCUUCUAAGGUAGCUCCUAAGAAGAGAUCUAAAGAUGGAAGUGAUGAUGGUAAGAAGAAAAAACAGAAGAGGAAGAAGGAUCCAAAUGCACCAAAAAAGGCUAUGUCUGGUUUCAUGUUCUUCUCACAGAUGGAAAGGGAGAAUGUUAAGAAAAGUCAUCCCGGCAUUGCUUUCGGGGAGGUGGGAAAAGUACUCGGAGAGAAGUGGAAAAAGUUGACAGUGGAGGAGAAAGAACCAUAUGAAGCAAAGGCUCGAGCAGAUAAAAUGCGAUAUAAAGAGGAAGUUGAUGGUUAUAAGAACCCGCAACCAAUGAACGUAGACUCGGUAAAUGAGUCUGACAGUGAAUAGGGCCAGAACUAUCGUUAUGGUGGAAGUUAAGUAUGGACUGAUAGAAAAUUGAAGGUGAAUUAACAAUUAAAUUCCAUUGAUAUCCUAAAUCUGCCAAUGUAGUUGUUAAAUAACUUGAAAGUCAAAGGUUAAUAUAUUUUUAAUAAAAAAAGUUUUAAGAGAA
Mercurialis annua (annual mercury) is the source of this 2143-nucleotide messenger RNA. RefSeq names its product FACT complex subunit SSRP1. Gene Ontology annotation, cellular component: nucleus; FACT complex. The transcript is spliced from 17 exons. The record is from RefSeq and is a predicted model, not a curated record. Gene Ontology annotation, molecular function: DNA binding; nucleosome binding; histone binding. The coding region runs from base 58 to 1980 and encodes 640 amino acids. NCBI's taxonomy places the organism in Eukaryota, Viridiplantae, Streptophyta, Magnoliopsida, Malpighiales, Euphorbiaceae.